CAGCAUAGUGUUUGACUGUUUUUAUAAAUUAAAAUAAACGAUCUACUUGUAUAUUCCUGCUUUGUUUAGCUGCGAAAAUACUCAAUGGUCAGUUUCUCCAUGAGGUAAGUGAUGGACUACAACCAAGAAAUGUCCCUUGGCUCUAGAAAACAUGGCAAUGGAGAGGACAUCUCAUGGGUCUCAGUUUGUCCCAGAGGUUUUUGGAGAGUUCAGCAAAAACAGAUCCACAAAAGCACCUCCAGUCAUGAUGCAGGAAUGCAUCAGUGUCCUCGACUGGGGUCAGUAUGCCAAGUGCGUGUCCAUAUUCAAACAGAGACUGGGGCUGACCACUGUGUAGCACCUGAUGAAGGGGGUCAAAGGUGUGCCCAGUCUGUGGAUGGUCAUUCAGAAGACAGUGCCUUCACUCGAUGCCUGAGCGCUGUGCUGCAGGUUCCUCUCUCUGAAUGGACAACAGUAAGAAUGGGAGAGGGUCAGUGCGACAUCACAGAGGCUUGUUUGGAGCGCAUGAACUGCGGAGAUAAAUGUGAGAUCCAUCUUUCUCCACUGGUGAAUUCAGAGGUGAAUGCAGAAACAGACCAGCCUUUUAAUGUCACCGUGGAGCUUGGAACAUUUACACCAGGCAAAGAAUCCUGGGAAUUAUCUUGUGAAGAAAAAAUGGACUGGGUGAAAUCUCUCAAGAACAGAGGCACUGUUUGGUUCAGGAGUGGAGACGUGUGGGGCGCAGCAGACAGCUACAGUCGAGCCUUAAAACUACUCAUACCUCUCUAUGGACACGUGAAAGUAGCAAAAACACUGGAGCAAGCAUCAGAGGGGUUACAGUCUCCAUCAGAAAAUCUUGUUCCGUCUGCCAAAGAGUACAACACUAUCAAAGCCGAGCUGCAUUCAAACCUGUCUUUAUGUCAACUCAAGUUAAAGCAGCCAGAGCGUGCCAAAGCUAGUGCAUCCAAGGCCACUGAACUGGAUCCUGGUGGGGCAAAGGCAUGGUAUAGGCUGGGCCAAGCCUGUCUGAUGGUCAGUGAACUUGAAGAGGCAAAGGGGGCAUUUAAGAAACUACUGGAGAUACAGCCUGACUCGUCUGUAGCAAUAAAGGCACUCAAAGAUGUGGCUAUUAAAGAGAAAGAGACUAAUAAAGCACUGGCGCACAGACUUAGUAAGAUGUUCAGCUGAAAACUAAAUUAAUUAUGAGAUCUUUUCAGAACAUUUAUUUUUGCUUC
Molecule: messenger RNA, 1214 nt
Organism: Periophthalmus magnuspinnatus
Lineage: Eukaryota; Metazoa; Chordata; Actinopteri; Gobiiformes; Gobiidae
Gene: fkbpl
Product: FKBP prolyl isomerase like
Exons: 4
Coding region: 112-1167 (351 amino acids)
Molecular function (GO): protein binding
Source: RefSeq, a predicted model, not a curated record